CUCCGCAAACAUGCUUUUGUUUAUAAAUCGUAAAUUGUAACACUUUGAUCUUGUUAUCACCGGCAUUUAACCAAAGAAUCUUCAAUUUCUACAAGUGUCGUGCGUCCAAGUUCAUUUUUUGGGGGUCUGUACAUGAAACUUCAAAGUGCGAUAGUACUAGAUGACAGCUACUGAGAGGCACUCUACAAACUUUGCUGUUUUCCCUUUUUUUUCAUAGGAUGUUUCUCUAAAGUAAGACGUUUGCACUUCUAAGUUUUAAUCGCAUAUUAAAGGUGUUUGCAAUGGGGGUAUUAACCUUCGAUAAGUUCGUGACUGGGCAGGCCACAAAAUAAACUAAAAAAAACUUCUUCUCUGGAAGUCAACCUGAUAAGUGAGGAUUUUUCUAAAAGGUCUUAAAUACGACCACAAUAUGACCAGUUACGACCGCAAGGCGCCUGACAAUUCACAUCUGUCCAUCAAAAUUGUUUCAGAAAGUUUGAAAAGGUUUUGUCUCAGGAAACUGUGGUUGCAACAAAUUCCUCGCGAUCUUUACUCAAAAUAUUUACCUGCCUCUUUACGUAGCUGUUCUUUUUCUGGAAAAGAAAACAAGUAGAUGAAAAUAAUCGUGGGUUAUGUAACAGCAAUGUGCAGAUGCGGAUAUAUAAAGCUGAAGCAACAAAAUCUUUCAGUUUCGAGCCAUGCGCUGGAGCAAGAAAAAUAAAUUCUUAUAAUUACUAGGUAAUUAUCAUUUUGUCAAUUACUUGUUGUUAAUGAUACGGAAGUUAGUGUGGAAAUGAUGAGUGUUUCUUCAGGUCUUGCGUCUAGGUUUACAGAAAAAUCUUUUGCGUCCGGGCUUGGAGAUUGAAGUUUGAAUUCUCCGCUCCGGUGGCGCCAUUUUGCCUCAGUAUUUCAAUGGUCAACACUUGACAGCUUUUGUUUCCUUUUGUUAUAUACCUCAGCGUUGAUUGGCUGAUCGUGCCAUGAUAGACAAACGGUUUGCGUUUUCGACACGCAUGACACCAAGUAAACAGAGUGCGUAGAUUGGAAGAAAAAAUCUAUCAUGUCCUCAGAUGGGCCUCAGUGCACGGGGUAAAGCGGUUGACACGAUGGUUAGCGGCGAGAGUACAUCUCUUGUGGACUUUGUUAAAAUGACUAACCCCGGCUUGUUCGAUUUCCAGGAUGAAAUUCACUCAUUCAUCGAAGCACUGCUGCCACACGUUAAGUCGUUCGCGUAUACGUGGUUUAAUUUGCAAGCAAGAAAGCGAAAGCAUUACAAAAAACAUGAGGUGCGAAUGACUCCAGAAGAGGAACGCAGAUGCAAAGAGGAGCUCGAUGCUGAAGCUCCAGAAGUGAAGCAGAAAUGGGCCUCAAGGCUUCUGGCCAAGCUGCGAAAGGACAUUCGUCAAGAAUGCAGAGAGGACUUCGUGAUGUCGGUGGUUGGAAACAAACUCGGCUCGUCCUGCCGUUGCGUCAUUUCAAACCCCGAUCAGAAGGGGAAAAUGAGACGAAUAGACUGCCUCCGUCAAGCAGACAAAGUGUGGAGGCUGGACUUAGUAAUGGUAAUUUUGUUCCGAGGCAUACCCUUGGAAAGCACAGACGGUGAACGUCUAGGCAAGUCACAACACUGCCAAAACCAAACACUCUGCGUUCUGCCCAACCAUAUUACAGUGACAGUGCGAGAACUCGAUCUAUUUCUGGCUAAUUUCAUGUGCAAUCGAGGUAAGAAUUGCUCUUCUACUGGAUAGUUUAUUGUGUUCAAGUGUACAACAGACAUGGCCAGCUGCUGCAGUGCCAAAACAUUGCACCAACGAAGAUGAAUUUUGCCAAACUCUUGCUAUUCUCUCCUAUCAACAAGUUGGAGGUGCUAUGUUUCUCUUUAAUUAUUAAAAUCGAAAACUGUUUAAGUUCUUUGGGUGUGUAAUUUAAUCAUUUUAUUACUCAAACCAAACCGGGAUCCUUCUACCGUCUGUUUUAUUGUCUACCUUCAACCACAAUUAUUUCCUUAAAUUUUAUUCGCAGAGCACAAGCAGGAUUCCAACAGUCCGGUGCGAAGUUCUGCGGAUCCGGAAUCUCAUCAAAGUGAGUAUAAAUAUUUAAUGUCUUCUUUGUAGGACCUGUUCGCAUAUGUAUUUAAAGUGAAAAAUACAGAUAUUACGUGUACUUUGCGAACUGACAGCAAUUACCGAAGGUAUCCUUUUUUAAGCGCAAAUACUCCCUUGUUGUUGUUUUGUUAUGACACGUGCGUGCAUUUUAACAAUCCAAAUUAAUUCCCCCAUUCGGCUUUUGUUUUCGUUCUCGUUGCGUUAUUCGCUUGCAGUACCACGUUUCAUUGUUUUGGAAGUGAAAACCAAGCACUCUAUUUGGGCUCGCUUUAUAAGUCGUCGUAAAAUAAAGUGAACCCCUCGGGGCUCCACGUGGAAUGAGCUGUUGUUUUGCACACGCAUACUGGAUAGUUCCUUUCCCCCGCUAAAAAUCGUGACGGACUUUCCUUUUCAGAGUUAACCGACUAAAUUCCAGCGCGUGUUAUCAGCAUGUAAUACCGAUUACAUAAAACAGGUUUGGUUUAGUAAACAUAUAAUGCAUUGUUCUUUCGCCUCCACACGACGAAACCUUUAAAAGUUCGUGCGGAGCCGGAGAAAACAAGAUCGGUCAGUUUCGUAUUUCACCUUGAGUUUUCGCGGGUCGAUGGCAAUUCACGUUCCAUGACAUUCAUAUUAAUCUUUGUUUGUGCAGUAACGUGCUAAAGGAAUAAUGGUGUUGAUAGUUAACUUUGCUAUUUUUUGUCAGGAAUUCUCUUUCUCUUUCGCAAUGUACGGUCGACUUAAAUACUUCAUGUUGAGAGGAGCAAAAUGGCAGGGCUUGCAUCCUUUCGGUUUUUAAUGAACACCACUUGACUGAUAAAACAUGUUUAUGCAUAUUUAUAUUAUUUCGCUUCAGGUAAAUGCUUACAUUCCGUUAACCACGACAAGUAACUUGUGACAUUCUCUCUAUUGUUGUUAGUAUCAAUUUUGUUGGAACGCUUAUUUACAAUGUGUUUUCCGCUUUUGAAGUAUAAAACUCCUCCUAAAAAGUAAACGUGCCUUAAUUAAUUGUGAAGCACUUUUAGACCCUGAGCUCUAGAUUAUUCAAUUUUCGUGCAGAAUCAUGAUCGUGAUGCAUUGACAGAUGCAUCUAAUUCAUUAACUGGUAAAAGGAUAUUUUUGUGUGUUCCUAGUUUAUAAUACGUACACUUUGUACUGUGUGGGUUGAAGAGGAAAUUGAGCAGUGUCGUAUCAUUCGAACUCAUAAUUAAGUAAAAAAAGGCACUUGUACAAUAUAGCCAGAUACAUAUAGUUGACAGGAUGAACAAUCAGAGAUGUACAUUUCAUUACUGCUGGUUGUAACAAUCUAUUGUUUUUUUUUUCUGGUCGUGAAAUGAGAUGAAUGUAAGAGACAUGUUUUUGUGGUUGUCUUUAACGUGACCUGGUGAUCUGAUCCUUUUUACUUGAAUUCCUUCAAAGUGAAAUUCAACUCUUUGAGUUAGAAUAAUUUGCAAGGUCGUGACAUUGUUUUUCGUGUGGGAGUACAACACAUCUUUCAUCAUUCUUGGACCUUUUUGCUGUAGUUUCAUGCUUUUGCAUUCUAUCCAGUUCUUCUUUUCUUCUUUUCUGGGUUGAGAAGAUUACCCCAAGAAUAACAUUAAUUUUGUCCUGAAACCCACUCUGAUUGACGGAAGUCCUAAUAAUAAAAUAAUGCAAUUGGUGAAAACUAUUGUUGUGGAAGUGACUUGACAACUUAUUGUCUUGUAAAAUGUCACAAGGGUGUGAGAGAUAGUGGGUUGACGUGGUAAAACAAUCGAUGGUGUUUUAUGGGAUGAGUCAAGGUCAUGGCUUAAAAUGAACACCCUUUCAAAAUAUGAAAUCGUAGUGUUUUAGACUGCAAGAUUUAGCUUAACAUUCAUUUUAUGUAUUGAUACCCAUACCUGUUACUGCUCAUAACAUGGCAUUUUCAUUGUUUUGGGGAUAAAUAGGGUAGAGUAGUUGAGAUUAAAGUGGCUUUCGGGGAUUAAUGACAUAAUCUGACCUCAGCAUGUGUUUUGCAGUAAGAUGGUUCAAGAAUGUGAAAGAUGUUUAAAUGUUAGUAGUGCAUGCAAAACCGUAAACAAGCCGCUUUGUGCUUGUUUGAUCAGAUUCUACUGUAAGAGUUGUGAAAUCAGUGCCUGUUUUGAGCUUAUUGCAAAAGAGCAGAAGAAUAAAGCAUGUUCACUCCUGACCAUUACAUCUAUUGUUUGCUAUUAAAACACAUGUCACUGCUCUAAAUUAACCCUUUAACUCCUAACAUCAACAUGCAUCUUCUCCACACUGUUCUUCAUACAUUCCUUAUGGUCCUGCUUGAGAGAAUUUGUUCUAACAUCACAACAUUAGCGUGCAAAGAAAGUAGUAUCCUAAAGCCCGGGGCUAGCGGAUUUUUCUAUCGGGCUAGUGAAUUCUGUUAUUUACUAGCCCGACAGGCAAGUGAAGUGUUUUGAGGAAUUCAAAUUACAGAAGAACAGUGAAAUCAAUCUGCUCAUCAAAACGUUUUGGGGCUAGUUGAAAUGAUGUUUGAGCUAGUAAGUGUUAGUUUCAGCUUGCCCAAAUGGGAAGCUGUAAAAAUGACUUUCUUUGCACCCUGCAACAUUCCAUCUUUUGGUGAUCAUUUCAUCAGUUCUCAUGACCUGUCUGUUUGAUCAGACAGUGUUAUUGUUGGGAGAAAUUGGAUUUGGUUCACCAUUGGAGCUGGGUUUUAACAUGCCAGUUCAGUCAUUCUUUGCAGUAGUACAAAAAUGUGUUUGAAACACUUCUGAAUCUGAAUUUGUUCAUAUUUAAACACGCACAGGUUUGUUUAUGACAGCAAGUCAGUACACCUUAAACAUUAGUGAGUCUCGUUGACAGUCUCAGAAAAAAGUUAUUAAAAAAUAUAGUUAAGAUAAUAAGUUUAACCUUGUUAGUAUUGCAAAAGACCUAAUUUUAAACACACUCCAGACAUCAAAGUUUGGGCAUGCAUGCCAAUUGCAUAAUCACAUCUAAUUUUCGAUCAGUUCAAAGACAAUAUAUCCUGCAUUUCUGGCAACUUCACCUAAUUAUAUUUGAAAUGAUUGAAAGAGUUCCUGGUCGAGUUGUUUGUUUUCUAGAACAGUCAGAGCUACUGUGGAGCAAUUUAAGUUAAUUUUAAUGAGGUUCUUGAAACAUCCAUUUUUGGGUUAUUGUAUAAUUUUUACAGGUACUUUUAAAAAGAAACAUUUCUUAUUUUACUGGAGAGAAAAUUAAAGCUGGUAAAUGAAAAUACUAAUAAAGCAAUUAAUAAAAGUUAGAAAUUUUAAGUCGUAAUCAAUACUUGGAUUUGAAAUUAUUUUAUGCAUGUGCACUUAGAGUAGAGGUUUUAUGUACAUUUACUUCUGCUCAUGAACUAAGAAAAAAUUGCGCAAGUUGUCAGAUGAUUAUAGAAAGCAGUAAUUGUUUGAUGAAGCGGGUUGUCUCCUUUCUUAUAAUGUUGUUUAAUACAUCAAUUCCAUGGUCUGUAGUCUGACCUCAGUGGUGAGGUCCCAAUGCCAUGUUUUUUAAUCCUGCUUGAAAAAUGCAAAAUUUUGUACAAAGUGUGAAAGUGUUUAUUUUCUUUUUUAAGCUGUUCUUGCAAACACAACAGACAGCUUGCUUUGGUUGUACAUGUGUAAUCUCUUUCUACUUGGACUUCUUUUUUCAACUGUAAACAUGUAUCCUCAAUGUUAAAAAAAGAAAUUACUCUGUGUAGACAGUCUCGUCUUUAUGUGUCUAUUUGAGGUAUUCCCUCAUUGAAAAUCGCAUUGCAAUUUUUGCUUUCAAAAUGUAAGUAAUUAAAUAUUAUCAACAUGCAAUUUGUAGUUGCGAAUUAUUAUUGUUAAGUUGUGUGAAAUUUUUGGUAAAAAAGCCAACGUCAACAGAAAUUAUUUCCUCCAUCAAAAAAUGAUGAUUUUGUAAAGAAAAGUGCCAAUACGAAAAUAAGAAGAUCGGAGAAGCCCCUCAAAUUGAAUUGGAAUGAACAGCUAAAACAUGUUAAUGUCAGUAUUAUGUCAUUUCUACUCCCAGUUACUGUUUUUCAUUUGUAAAAAGUAUGAUGUAAUGUUGUAACUACGUGUUGUUUUUUUCUUAAAUGUGUGUUGUAUUCAAUGCAACUGUUACGCAACAUUGUAAUCAGCCUUUUUGUUCUCUUUGUUUGUUAUUAUCAAUCUUUGUUCAUUACACUUAUAUACUACCCCUAUUCUGUUUACAUCCUUUAACUAAUGAUAGAUGCUGACAUAUCCAAAACAUGUUUUCCAAACUCAAAUGUUGGGUCGUGUUUUUAAAAAUGCUUAAAUAAGAAAAUAUCUGUGCAGCAUACCAAGCAUUUUACAUCAUCAUGUCUACUGGAACAUGAUUGCAUGCACACAAAAAAUGUUUUUCUUAGCUUGAAUAUUUCACAGCUGUUAUAGAGUAUUUUGGAUGAAAGAUAAGGCAAACUUUACUAUCUUGCAGUUUGAUGUUAUUUCCUAAGGUAGUAAUAUUGACAGAAUUGUAUGUAGCAGUGUGAGGUGAAAAGAUAUAAUUGUUGUGUCAUGUACACAAUGUACAAUACUCAUCGCUGACUACAAAAGAGGAACUGCACAAGCCUCUCUCUGAUACAGGAAGAUAUGGUAGCUGUUUGAUUGUCAACAUAGUUUAUUUUAAGCCUGAAUUCUUGGCUGGAAUCAUUUUUCUUUCCAGAAGGAAAUGAAAGUGGAUUAAAAUUUCAAGGAUUCGAGACAAUGAGGCUAAAAAACUUGUUCUGUCACAUGGUUUUAUGUUGGGUGUUGCCAUGUUAUUUUUUAAAUGUCACACUUCACAAAUUUAUUAUUAUGCAGAGGAAAAACAGCUAGUACGACAUUUCAGAAUUAAAAGAGUAAUGCAUUGAGUUGUUUUAUUUGGACCAGAAACUUAUUUAAUAUCAAAUCAUUACUUUUUUAAUGUUGUAACACUUGAUUCACCCCUAAACUACAUUGAACUACUGCUGUAGCAUGCAUAAUAGUUUUUUUCAGGUCAGGAAAAUACAUGAAGUUCUCAUGGUUGAAACUCUUAUUUCUGCUUGUUUGCUAAGUUGAUGUGAAACUUAAUCAGAUAAGAUACUUUGCUUUUUAUAGCACAAGCAGGCAAGCUUAAAUUACAAAUAAUUUGACCUUAGUGAAAUUCAAAUUCUGAGUUUCCUUAUUUUCAGCUGGAAUUCUAUACCUAGUAAAGGUUUUGCCAUGCAAAAAGUGACAAAUAAGAUGUAAACACUUCUUCUUGCUCUUGAACUUGGAAGUUUUGACAGUUUAGAAACCAAUACCAGCUCUUUUGACAGGAAAUGUCACAAUGCGAUUCAUGUUGUGUUGAAAUAAGCCAUUAAUAUUUCAAAGAGUUUAAGGAUGCAAAUAAUUGUGAAAAUAUGUGUACUUGAAAAAAAUAAGGAUUUUUCCUAUUGAAAUUCACGAUUAUCCUUUUAAAAUAAGAGACAGACUUGCAUUUCUCCAAUUCUUGCAUAAGUGUUUGUUUUUCAUCACUGUUACAACUGUAUUGGAAUGUUGAAUGCACACGCUAUCACAGUGUAAAGUAAAUUAUACCUUGCACUGCAUGAAAGAAAGAGGAUUCUUAGAAGUCAUUGCAGUAUAUCUCUGCAAUUCUUUUUCUUUCUCAAACCAGUGCAUGUAUUACAUAAUGGUAUACGUUUUCGUAAUUGAAAGUUCCUUGCACCCAGCUGCAUAGUAGUCUGUGCGUAAAUAAUGUUAUACUUAAUUCUGUCCACAUAAAAAAGUGCAACCGUCCUUGUAUGGAUAUUAUUGUUAUUGAGCAAACAGAAAGCAAAAAGUAUUCAGUAUAUACAGUAUAAGGAAUUAUAUGAAUUUUUUUUUUUGGGGGGGGGGGGUUGUGUCUAAAUAUGCUUUCAUUUUAAUUUUGUUUAGGGUUAAGGCUAUAAACUAAGCUAGAUAAAUAUUUUCUUCUAGAAUUUAUACCGGAUCACCACAAAUUAGUGUUAAACAUAUUUUUCAUAAUAUUACAUGAUUUGUCAGUUUUUAAGAAACUGAACCGAAGUAAUAUGGAUUUGUUUCAUUUAAUUCCUAGUUCAGUUAAGUGUGUAACUUCUUUUCAUUGUUUCUUUUUAGUUCUUACAGAACAGAAUUUGGUUUCAUCUGGCGUGUUUACAGUAGCAGAGCUUUAUAACUAUGCCAGAAGUAAGUACCUUUAACUAAUGUAGCCAUAGAUUUGAGAUUCAUACGGGAUUAAACUUUUGUACGGCCUUCACAGAUACAAAGAGGAAAGAAGCUCCUGUCAUAUAUAUAUCUUUCAUUUAUAUGGGCAAACUAGUUGGUUCAUGGUUGAGGCAAAUGGAAAGAAAAAUUCAUGAAAGCCUGAAGUUGGUAUCAAUGAUGGCUGUUGACAAAUGGAACCUCAAAUUUCCUUUUAGAAAUUUCCCUCCAGGAAAACAGGACCAGAUGCUCAAAUACUCCUGAACAUUUUCCCUGGAACGAUGCAAAAAGAUGUGUUCCUUUUACCUUUUAACUGGAUUUUCCAGCAACUUUUGGUAAAUGGUAAACAACCUCUGAGUACUGCAAAAAUUUAGCCAGAAUUUUAGAAUCACUUGCAUAGUGGUGUUAUUUAUUAAAAAAUGUAAAGUUUAUCAAGUGAAUGUCUUGUCAUAUAUGUAUGUAGCAGUGCCUUUGAAGAACUGUCCUUUCUGUAGCGAAAAACAAACAGCGCUUUAUGCCAUGAGAACACGUCAUGAAGUAGCUUUCACGUCUUAUUGUGUACAUAUUAUUGAUUUACACAUACUACUCGACUCUAUCACAGUGUUCAUAUAUGGAAAGCAAGGUCAAAAAAAUUAACGUGCUGUGAAUCUCUACAGAAUUUAUUCUUACUGCAAUUUUAAAGCUCAUAAGGAAGUUUAUCUUAAUUUUGAAACAGAUCUGGAUGCAUGAAAAACUUUUGAGUGGCAUGCAAUGAUUCUUAAAUGAAAUGAAAGUUUAUCAUCAGAAUGUGAAUUACUUGAAUUAUGGCAUUGUGUGUUGUUUAACCAGAAUUUUAUCUAACUUUAUCCAAUACUUUUGUACAUAUACUGUAUGUGGAAAUUAAAUGUCACUAUACAGAGAAAAGAGCUCUUUUAAAAGAGCUUACUUUCGACAUGAACUUUAUAAAUCUUUUGAGGAUAAGGCAGGCCAAAAAGGUUGGGCAUCCUCAGCUCACAGUUUAUAUGUUUUGAACGCUUUCUUGGACUGAAAGAAGUGUAGUCGUCCUCUUGACUAACUGUAUCCAAUCAUUUAUUUUUGUUAUGUUUACUUCAAAGUUGUAAUAGUUUAGGAAACAAGCUAAAAUAGUACACUGCACUGAAAUGGUGAACUCUAGAACAUCUUAGAAGUGACAUGUGUAAAGAACAGGCUAGCUAGCUUUAUCAUUACUAGCACAUGAUAUUUCAAUUUUUUUUUGUAAUACACGUACAUGAAACAGGUGAACUGGAAAGUGAUUUCUAUAUUAAUUGCAAGUCACCUGACAUAUUAAACUGAACAGGAGCCAAUUUUAUUGUCAUUCUUAAUUGGAUACGUGCUUUUUGUAUGUACCGUGUGAUGUAAAAUUUUUACAGGAGGUUUUUUUUUUUGGCAGAUUGGCAAUUUUUUGUAUUUUGUGGCAACAAUAUUUGCGAUUAGGAAAGAUUGGUUUUUCUCGCUGGGAAUAAAUUUUCGCGAUUUCAGAAAGUCCUGGACAAAUCUUUGAUAAUAUUUUCGUUUUUACUGAGUACGUGCAAUGAGAUAAUAAAUAAUUACAUAUGUUCAGACAAGUUGUAGUUGAACAGACACAAUUUCUUAGUACUGUAUUUUUUGUAGCGAGUUUGAGUAACAGAAUAUUUACUCUGAAGUAAAUUUUCCCAGGAAAAAUAUUUGCAGUAAUUAAUUUUUGCAGACCGUUAGAAAAUUCACAAAAAUGAGAACCUGCAAAAUUCCAUGCCACAUGAUAUCAAGGCCAUUAAUAGCUAUAGCAAUAAUUUAGGGUGGAUUCAUUUGUAAUAUGUGAUUAUAGCAGUUACAUUUGCCUGUAAGAAAAAAAUUCCAAUGGGCAAAUGUGACAGCUAUAUUUGUAUGUUGCAAAUGAAUCCACCCUUAUUUUAAGUCAAAGGUGUGGAAAGUGUUUGCAUAAUCUUUCAAGCUAGAGAGGUUCAUUUUAAAAAUGUUCUACAAACUGAUACACUGUAUAAUAUGAAACUAAAAUAUGUAAAGAAAGUGUAGCCAUACAUUUUAUAUAGUCUAUAUAAAAAAAUUUUUUGUACCUCAAAUGGAUUCUCAAAAAUGAGUAAUGGACAUACGAAAUGUAGAAGUUGGCGUGUUUUUAGCACUCUUCCUUCUCUCCCUCUCGUUUGUUUGUUUGUUUGUUUGUUUAUUUCGUUUUUGCUUCACUCUUUAACACCACUCCUCAGUAUCUGAAAUUUUGGUAAAUAGAACUGUUAGGGUUCAAUUACAGACUCAAAAAUUUUAAUGACCUUUUAAUGACCUUCGUAGAGAGAUCAUGAAUAUUUAUUUUGGAACCACAUAUUUCACGUUAAUUUGCCACUUUGGUAACGAAAAGGGAACUGGGGCCAUGAUUUGCCCCACAAUGGUUUGUUCGAUUGUUGCUGGGGAUGCACCUGUCCGCCAUUGGCCAAUUUUUUGUUCUUGUCCCUCGCAGCAGUCUCAGAAGUCUUUGUGAAAGUUAACUUGGUCCGUAUUUCUUCUUGAUUCUUAAGUGGUGAAUUGUUGUUAUUUUGAUUUUUUUUCACUUACAGUUUUGCUUUUUCCCUCUAGCACCCAUCAAGUGUGUUGGGUCAUCACAUGGUCUUAUCUUAUCGGAGUUGGAGAGUCCAAAUAAUUAUGGUGAUUCAAGCCUUGAACAUCGGUUUCCAAAUGCAUUAAACAUUCACCCACGACCAGAAACAUUUGACCCUAGGUAUCGGAAGAGAAGUCGGACAAUUAGCUCAGUCUCAUCUGUGGAUGAAGACUGUGAUGAUGACGACAGGGACAGUACAGGGCUUUAUGUACAGUCACCAGCGAGCUUUUCAUCUCAAGGCUCUAACUGGCAAAAUGAUGUGGAGUCUGGUUAGUUUUCCUAAUUUCUCCCUUUUAAGUCCCAAAAGUGACAAACAUCAAUUUUCUCCUAACAAUACACAAUCAAGAGUAAAGGUUGUGCGAAUCAAUGAAAUAAUCACCUAAGAGAAAAUGCUUUGAUGAUCUACCAAAUUCUCUCAACUUAUUCUCUAAGGAAAUGUGUGGAGGUCAGUUUGGAGAAUUUGUAUGUAGAUAUUGGAGCUUAAAGGGUUAAACAACCUUAUGUCAAUCAUAAUAAAAUUGUAAGUGAUAGUAACAUUAACAACAGUAAAGCCAGCAAGUUGUCUUUAUAAAAUAAUGCACUCCCUCUUUAAAAAAGUGUCCCUUAUUUUUGUCUUAACCCUUUAAGCCCUAAGAGUGAUCAGGAUCAAAUUUCUCCUGAUAAUAUCGCUUCUUUGUAAAACAGAGUGGUCAUGAGAAUUACAGACAUGAUCACACAAGAUGAAUUUGCUUGAUAUUUUAUCAACUUCUCCCCACUACUUCUGUAGGAAAUGAAUAGGGGCAACAAAUGAGAAUUCAAAUUUUGAUCUUAGGGUUAAAUUGAAAUGCUUGGGCAGAUAGGUACCCUCUGAAGUUAUGAAUUUUGGCAGGUGAAGGUCAAUUUGAGCUUCAUUUUUGAGGAAUUGGUAAAUGAAAAAAAGUGUAGCCUUAUCAGCACCUUUUCUUUGCAGUAAUUAUUUGAAGUAAGUAAAGAAUUUAAUUAGAUUAUGAUGCUUAUAAUCACCAACCAAGACUUAAUUUAUCCUUAAAUGUUUGAUAAUUAUCAAUACAUCCUCUUACCUUCAAUGACUGGGCUUGAAAAAUUUAUUGCUGCCUUUGUAAAACAAAGGGUGUUCGUCUCAGAAAAGUACAAAAGAAUCUUUCAAGGUUAAAUGUGAUUUUGUUCUGUGUUCAGGGUCCAGUGUCAUUCAUUCCCCGAUGGUGCCAUUUCCUGCCAAGAUCAAGCCGGAACAAAACUGUUCAGGGUACAGCGCAAUGGAAAAUCACAAUUCUGUGAUAACCUGUUGUAACAUGAAUGAAUCCCAUUCACCCGCAGUCACUUCAUACGGUGGUCAAACCCAGCAGCCACACAGCAGGCCAAUGAGAGACUGCAAUAUGAAUGAAACACCAUUUAUCAUGCAGCUAGCAUCAGCUAAGAGUCAUAUGCCAUCAAGUUGUGGGUUUGGUAUGAACUUUCAGCAGCAGGGGUUUGCAUUUCGUCUGCCAAUGCCAAAUGCUCAUAUGCCCGCUGUAGGUAAGCUGUAUUUUCCUUAGAUGCUCUAAACACAUUCUUAAACUUUUGGACCAUUUAUAUUCUUUGAAGCAUUGAAAUCACUUCCAAAACCUUUGCUUGCCUCUUAAAGUUCUUUCAUCAAAUUUGAGAAAUUAUUCAAGAAUGAUAAGAUAAUAGCGAACUCUGCGUGCAACAUGGAUAGCAGAGAAAAGAAGAGGGCAAACCUUAUGUGACAAGCAUGACAAUAAUUUGGUUGGAAAAAAUGUUCUGCCAAACCUCUCCUUCCUUGAAACAGAUCUCUUUGAAAAAGAUCAGAACACACUAAUAUUAAUCUAAGGUCUUGAAAAAACAUGCAAGUAAUAGCUGCGUCAUGUUUGUCACAUACAAACGUUUUGCCGUCCUGUUGCGUAGGCUCUCUGAUAUUACUCAGAACUCAUGCUUAUUUUUUGUUUUUGUUUAUGUCAAAGGUUCUGCCCCAUCACGGACCGGCACGAUACCUAGUGAUUAUAUCCAGCUUCUGGAGCGGCCAAGAUCAAGUUCAGCACCAAAUGGUAGGCAUUUUAAUCCUGGAACGUCUGCAGUAAUACCUCCACCUUUGACAAGGUCACAAAGUGGUAACAGUAUUAUACAAAGUACUGGUGGGAACAGCGUGCCAACAGAUCCACGGAAUUCUCCAGGACACCAGCAGCAACAGUCUCCAGUGUCUACAAAUGCAAAUGAGACAAGCACUCCUUCUGGAAUUACUCUAAACACUACAGUUCAGAUUAUCCAGGUAAAUUUUCGAAGCAAUUCAAUUCUUUUAAGUAAAAAAAUAUUAAGAUACUUAAUAUUAAUAUCCUCUCCCCUUAUGAAUCUUUUCAUGAAUCAAACAAAUUCCACUGAGCGUAAUAAGGUUAAGAAUCCCAUCUGGCAGGAGGUGAACCAGUGGGCUAUUUACAAGUGUGACCAAGGAUUUGUAAUUGCAUCAUAAUCUCAUUUAUUCUUCCUGUCCAAAACUGAUCUCAGAAAAACUGACUUAAGCUUGUGGGUCCAACGUCUAAAUAAUGUCCUGUUUGCUCAUCCUGGAAAAAAUAGGCUUUCCCGAAGAGCAAGUCACAAUUCAUGCUCGCUUGCUUAAGACAAGUAUUUUGUAGCCUUGGGCAAACAAAAUGUGAGAGUCGUAAGGAAAUAAACUUUUUUAAAGCCCUAUGUGCUUUUAUUUACAGUCCCCAACAAACACCCCAAAUAGUGCAGUAACAACAUAUGGCAAUCACAGCAGUAACCAGCAUGUCUUCAGUUAUCCAAACUUGCCGCCUGGCUGUGUACCUGCUGUGAGUCCGUCAAUACCCAUGGGUCUGUUUACCUCACCCGGAAACACGAUAAGGGGCAGCAUCUCCACCCGCUGGCCGUCAUCAGUUCCUGUGGCACCUGUCUCCAGUGGUGCAAGUGUUUCUGAAGAGGAUUCAACAGAAUACAACCAGAUGGUGACUGGAUUUGGUGGGAUGAACCCUGAGGAGGGGAUGCUGGAAGGUUGGUGUCAGGUACAUUUUACACUCACCUUGUUUUAAUUAAGAGUUUGCAGAUUUAUUGUCAGUGUAAAGGGAACUGGCUCAGUUAAGCUUUUCAAGUUGGGCUUAGUUGGCUAUGUUACAUGUUUUGGUCAAAAUGACAUUAGGAGUCAGGGUGCGGCUGUGGUCAGAGCACUCGCCUUCCACCAAUGAGGCCUGGGUUUGAGUCCCUCGGCGUCGACACCAAACGUGGGUUAAGCUUGUUGUUGCUUCACUCCCCUCCUCCUAGACGUUUCUCUCUUGGUACUCCAGUUUUCACUUUCCUCAAAAACCAACAUUUGUAACAUUUCUGGACACAUUUAAACAAGUUCUGAAGAACUCCUAAGUGCUUCAUGGGCAAACAAAAAUUAAUCACAAUUUACAAUUAAGUCAUGUAAAUUCAGGUGAAAAAAUUAUUGUGCUUGACUGAUUCUCAAUGUGAAAAAUUUCAACCGGAAUUUAAUUUCAACCUUCAGGUAGACUUGAACUUAAUAAGUUAUUUUUUUGUUGAUUAUUUUAGAGAGGAGUUUCUUCCCAGUGAACAACACAGCAGAGUCAAUGGAAGUUUUGUCUGCUAGGAUAUCAACAUGAGGGCACUGCAAGCUAUCAAGCAAAUGAACAUUGAAGUCUGUCCCUGGCUAGUGUAUAGGAUUCAUCCUUCACAAGAUGUAAAUCCACCUUUUAUGAUUACCCAAUUAGUGGUGUGGUGAAAUAACAUGUUAUUGUUCAGUUGUUUAAAUUAGAACUAAACUUAAAUAGGAAUCUAAAUGGAGGAAAGAAGCGGUUGGACUGGCUUACCACAAAAAGCAACUCAAUCUUCUACCUGGACCAUGUACCUUUCAGAAAUCGUUCUGUGCCUUCAAAGUAAAACUGGCAUUCCCUUGGGAGUACCUGUUUUACAAAUACUGCUGCCGAAAUAAUUUGAUGUAGGACCCUUGUUACACUGAAGGUGGCUGUGUUAGUUGGUUUUUGAGUGUCAUUAACAGAUGUGGUAAUGAGCAAUGUUACAUCACAGAAUGAAUUAGAUUCUUGGAUCUUAAGACGUACCAGGAACUUCUGAUCUCGCUCUGUUCAGUAAUGUUUGAUAUUUGUAGCUAAGGCAACUAGAAAAGCUGAGAUUUCAAAAUUAAGUGGCUCAGCCAGACAGAAGUGUUGUGGUUUUGGCAUAUUUUAAGUUAUUGUUCUACAUGUAAAGAUACAUUGGCAUAAAAUAUUACAACUAAUUCAUGUACAGAGCAAAGAAUUUUUUAAAGGCUUUUAGAAUAAUAUUAAUGUUAUAGUAUCUUAUUUAUAAAUUGCAUUAGUAGAGUAUUUUGGAAAGUCAAAUUAUAGUAAGUACAUUCGCAGUAUUUAGAUUAUUUCCAUGCGUAAAAACACCCUAAUUAGUAAAAAUAGUUCAGACAGAAUUUAUAUAAUUAUGCUGAGGACACACCACUAACGUUAACGGAAGUCUUGCCAUAGGUGUAAAGCAAUGCCUUCCAGUCAUUGGGAGCAGAGGAGAGUAAAAAAUUGUUAAUAUGAAUGCUGUUUGUAAAAAAAAUGUGAAUUAUUUUCAUGAGGUUCAGAGAAGUGAAUUUAUUAAUCAUCGAAACAUGAUAGAGCAUUGUUUGCUGUAGGUUUUUUUGUACUCUUUAUAAACUGUUCGUGGUUUGUUAUAACACUGUAUUUGUUCAUAUAAAUGGCCAUGUAUGUUACAAUUAUUUCUAUUUGGAAUUUUUUGGAUGGUUUGGAUUAUACAUGGGUUUCUUUUUGAGAGUUUUACAAACCAUUUUGUGACUAGAAUCAGGAAAUUUUGUAAUUUUGAAAACUUUGGGUCUGACUUUGAUAUGUGUUGGCUACCAAUAGUGAAAGAUCAGUAUCUCAAAGAGGCUUGUUAUUGCAAAGUCUCUUGUAUAUUUUGGCGGGCCAUUUGUAUUGAAUAAGGUUGUUAUAACACUUAGGCUUAAAGGGUAAAACUUUCCAAGCGGGAAGUCUAUAGUUUUAUCUUCCAACUCUAAGUAAACAUUUCGGUUUUAAGUUACUUCAGACUUGGAAAAGUGUGAGUAUAAUUAUGAUUGUAGAUACUCACCAAACGUUUUCAUUUGUUCCUGCUGACUGAUUAAUUGUUAUUAACAGUCAAUCAGGAUUUUUGUAGCUACAGAUCAUUUGGUUCUGUAGUUUUGAUUACCUUAAUGUGCUGUAAAAAGCUUUUCAAAGUUCUGUUGACAAAUUGAAAUCAUAUUGCUUAAAAAAAACCUGAGACAAGCGCGCAGUUAUCAUCUUAGUUUUGAAUAACUUUACAGGGAUUUUUUUCAGCCUUCAAAUAUUUUCUCUCAUGCAGUGAUCUGAGUGCAUCAGAUUGACUGUAAAUUAAACACGACAUUCUCUCAAGAUGAUGACCUGACACAAAGUCUCGUCAGGUUUACUGUUUUUGAGGAAAACAUUGCUAUAAAACAACCUUAAUAAAUUGGUAAAGCUGUGUCACAAAAUUAUUAAAAUUCGCAUUUUUGAGCUUUGACGCCAUCUUGGCAGCUGUUACAGUUCUUCACUUGGUUGUUGGUUAGUCUGAAGGGCUAAGGAAUUCUAAAAAGGAAAAGCACUUGUACAGAUACUAAAGUGAAUGGUGGGAAAGAAAAUAUUUGAGGUACAGUAGAUGAAAAAGCUUCCUUUUGGCUUGCACAGAUAGCUUUUUUUGACCAAAUGAAGGCAUUUUGUUAUUCAAUAGAAAAAUUAACUUAUGACAGUGUCAAUAAUUGUUUUAAUUCUGAAACUGUUAAAUUGAAUCUAAAUCAUGUCGAUGCAAAAGAUAGUAGUGUUGAUGAAUAUUUAGAUGAUAUGGGAGAUAGAUAAUGUACACUAGGUAAGAAUAUAGCCUGAAAAAAAUGUUUUGCAGUACAACUGGGUCUGUACAUAGUCCAAAAAAAUGUUCUUGUUUUAUAGAUGUGAAAGUUUUGUAGACUAUAAAAGAGAUAGAGUGGAAUUCAUUUAUGAAAUAUGCUAGCACUGUACUUCUAAGCUGCUCGGAGCAGUUCUGUAGUAUCCUUGGUUGCAGAGAGAUUUUCUAAAAGGGCUAUCAAUCUAUUUUAAUAGGGAUGCUUUUUUUAUUAAUAAUAGUUUUACUACGUUAUCUUUGUAUGGGCCAUAUAUAUAUUAUAUAGUAGUUUUCAUAAGAUAAUCAAUCAUAGUGAUAUAUGAGACAUUUCACGUGUAUUCAUAUAAAAAGAAUAGUAGUUGAUUGACAGAAUGUCAUUAGUUUUUUACCUGAUUUGGCAUUGGAAAUUUUUGAAGCAGUUUGUAUGUUUUGUAUGUGAUUGCAGCACCUAUUUUGCAUCAGCUGUUUCUAUUUAUUGUUGUUUGAUAGUAAAACGCAUUAGCUUUAAAACUGCCUGUACAAUAUGUUCACUAGAAAACCAUAAACUGUGCUAUCUGCAUUUCAAAAAACUCCCAAGUUAUGGGCCAUUCCAUUUAAUAUCCACACCCCCCAUCGAUGAGAUUUUCCGAGGGGGCCUUGAAAGUUAUUUCUGACGGGCUGGCCGUGUUGGCAUCCUUUGAUCUUUGGAAUUUUUCUUAGGGGUAUGAGAGAAAUGGGCUAUUUCUGAGGGGUGGGACAGUGUCGGUACUUUUUCCUUAAGGGUCAAAAGUCAAACUACCUCAUCCAUAGGGGGGAGGGGUGUGGCUAUAAUGGAAUGGCCCAGUCCAAUCCUCAGCCCAGAAUGAAAGCAUGUCCAAUCGGUUUUAGCAUUCAGUAAUGGCGAUCAGUCUCUCCUGGUUCAUUGUGGUCAAUAACUUGUUUUUGGCUUGACCUGUGAUACUUGCUCUGUGCAGGCGCAUGGUUAGUCAGGGCUGUUAAGAACCGUCAUUUAAUUCUGGUUUCUUAGUCUGUUGUAUCCGUAGAAAGCAUUGAUUACUUGUUUUCAGACCAUGAAUACGUUUUUGUUGUUUUUUUUUUUGCAAGGCGACUUGAUUAUGAUGUCUAUGAUACUCUGGUUCAAUGAGCUGAGGAUUACUGUACUUACUCAAAUAAGUACGGCGGCGCUUAUUAAAAUUUCCACGCUUCAAAUGCAGCACUAAUUCGAGACUAUGGUAUGCCUGAAUUUUCUAACAUCACGAUAUGCUGAUACUACACGAAAUUGUUAAUUCGCUGGCUUUUUCUCAUUUUCCCGCCUACUUAACAUAUUGGCAUCGGCUUUGCUUACUUUUUUGCAUAGUGUAUAUCAGUUCUAAAGCAGAGGAGGGCAAUGGCUUUCAA
Molecule: messenger RNA, 18056 nt
Organism: Porites lobata
Lineage: Eukaryota; Metazoa; Cnidaria; Anthozoa; Scleractinia; Poritidae
Source: the annotation of a GenBank genome assembly